Messenger RNA from Mycetomoellerius zeteki, 1233 nucleotides. RefSeq names its product CUE domain-containing protein 2. Bases 149 to 1012 code for a protein of 287 amino acids. The transcript has 5 exons. Lineage: Eukaryota; Metazoa; Arthropoda; Insecta; Hymenoptera; Formicidae. The record is from RefSeq and is a predicted model, not a curated record.
ACGCCACUCUACGCUACGCGUCCACCCCUCCCCUCGUCGAACUGUCAAAUCGACUAGCGUUGUUUGUAUACGAAAUUUAUCUUCGCUGUUUGGCGUUGCAGGCAAACUCGAGUGUCCCGAUUGAGGUAGCCUGGGUUUCAGGGUCAGGAUGAGUCGGACGAUGGAUGAGAAGGAGGAACUGGUGAAGAAGGCCUUAUUUAGUUUCGUUAGGAAGCAGGUACCCACCGCUCAAUUGAGUUUAAUAGACGACAUUGUGCUCAGUUAUGUAGUGAGUAUGGUAGAAGAAAGUGCAUUGGAAGAGAAUUUAGAUGUGGAUGGACUAUGCGAGAUGGUAUCUGCUUGCCUUCCUGAGUUUUCUACUAUCGAGAAAGAGGCUGUAUCGAAAUGGUUGCUCGAUGUAGAGAGUAAGUUGAAGCAGGAGAGUAAGGAGAAUGAGAAUUGCCAGUCCCACAGUGAUCCGCUGAAUCACAUCAGUCUGGCUGCUCUACUACCGGCCGGUACACAAAGAAUGCGAGUCCAUCAUCUCUCGGAAACGAGUGACGCUGGAAGUGAUUCCAGUGGAGAAUACUUUUCAGAAGAAUCUUCUUGGAAUCAGGUGGCUCUACUGCAAGAGAUGUUUCCAGCGGCGAGUCCUGCCGAAGCGAGGCAUUGUUUAGCAGUGGCUGGAGGCGAUAUAGCGAAAGCCGCACAACUCGCAUUACAUCGUCAGGAAGCGGGUCAAAGCAUCGUGAGCAAUCUUACGUUUCUAACGCCCAACGGUCGUAACAAGGCGAGAGUGAACGAUGAGGAGUUGAAGUCUCGUAUCAUCGCACGAUACAGUUAUGUUGAUAGGGACGACGAUUGUCGCGAACACCGUCCAGUCGCGCCAAAAACGGAGCCUAAGAAGUUGGUACGGUAUCUAGACAAUAAGAUCGUAAGUGUAAAGGGUGAACGUUAUACGGAAGUGCGAAGGGGUGGCGAGGAUGAGGAUGGUAACGAAGGUGGUAGGAAGAGAGGCCAUUGCCGCCCGUAACCAGUCCCUUUGCCUCCACCCCCUGAUCCACCCCCUUGGAGGCAUCUAAGAGAUUUUCGAUUAAAUCUUUAACUUAGAUCAUUUCCAUCUUAUCCGUAUAUAAAAGUAUAGACAAAAUAUUGAAUUUAAAAACGUUUGCAUUUCUGUUGGCGUUUCAUUUUCAUAUGCAUCCUGCACAACUUUCGGAGUCUUUCGUGUAACAUUAAUUUAUCACCAUUACA